ACCAUACGAGCCGCGGCCCUCUCUUCGUAACAACCUUUAACUAGCUGGAGGAUACUUCCUCAAAAGCAGCACAAGUCUAGUACAUCUGGCUCUACCACCCUAUCUGCCAUGGAAAAAAACAAUGCUAGCCGUUCUCUGAUCCGCGCUUUCCUCUCACAAACCCUAGUUCACCUUCCAGUUUACGUUAAACAAAUCCGAGAAACCAAACUUUCAGCUAUCAGCUUUCCAUCUCUCAGCCAGAACACCGUCGCUUCGACGUACAUACUCGCUUCGGCAAAUGGACCCGGAAAUCCAAAACCUAGCACCAAGACCACGCCAGCACCCCGCAGCAAUGGACAACGCCUCCCUCGUGUGGCAGCGUCCGAAUUUCCACCUACCAAACCUCCCCACAAACGCCGCAGCCUCCCAGAACCCGACGUCCAGACCCAGCUACCGCGACGUGGCAACCCAAACCGACUUUCCCCGCCUCAUCAUCCGCCUCCCAGCCCCAGCCCCGAAACCCGUGGACGUGUUCCUCCACCAACCCGCCCGCCAGCUCCCUAGCCAAUCGCGUGCCCUCAAACUCCGCCGGCAACGCGAACUCCGCACCUGCGUGGACCAAGCGGCAGAGCUGUUCAACGUCCUCCAGGAAGAGACAUGGGAGUUCAGCGCCGCCGACCGCGACAAAUUGCUGAGCCAGGCGCGGGUGUGUCUCUCGCGGCAGCAUGAAGUUUUCUGCAUGAAGGAUUGGUGGAAGCUGCGGGCGCUGUGCAAGGACAAGUGGAGGGGGAGGGUAACAGCGAUUGGAAGGGAGUAUGCGUCGCUUAGGCGGGAGUAUAAGCGCAUUGUGCAGGAGAUUGAGAGGAAGGAAGUCGUGGUGAUUUUUAAGACGGAGCGGUUUAGGGAGCAGGUGGAGAUGAUGAGCGAGCAGGUGGAUGCGUGGUAUGAUGCUGAUGAUGAUUAA
Messenger RNA from Mytilinidion resinicola, 943 nucleotides. RefSeq lists its product as uncharacterized. The transcript has a single exon. The coding region runs from base 278 to 943 and encodes 221 amino acids. The record is from RefSeq and is a predicted model, not a curated record. NCBI's taxonomy places the organism in Eukaryota, Fungi, Ascomycota, Dothideomycetes, Mytilinidiales, Mytilinidiaceae.